Messenger RNA from Trichomonas vaginalis G3, 1860 nucleotides. Its product is annotated as spectrin binding. Lineage: Eukaryota; Parabasalia; Trichomonadida; Trichomonadidae. Gene Ontology annotation, molecular function: protein binding. Bases 1 to 1860 code for a protein of 619 amino acids. The transcript has a single exon. The record is from RefSeq and is a predicted model, not a curated record.
AUGGCAACCCAAUUAGAAAACGCCCUACUGGAAGCCAUUAACCUAGACAAUACUCAGAAGUUCAGAUCCCUUACAUACGGCAAACCAGGCACACUUAAAGUACAAGAAAAAUACCUUACGCAAAUCACAGCUUUAUUAGACGCACCUGGUUGCUGUGCAUUAGCUAUUGCAAUGGGUGCACCAGUUAACUUAGAUGGAGAUGUUAUGGCUCCUCUUAACUGCUCAUCUUAUGUCGGAAGUAUGGAAACAGCUGUAUUAUUAAUCGAAGCCGGAGCGCGUCUUAAUCACAUCUAUAAGGGAGAAACACCUGCUAUGCUUGCUGUUAGAUAUUCAACUCUUGAUCAUGUUAACCUUCUCCUUGGCGCUGGUGCCAAUCCAGUCCCAAUUGAAUAUGCAGCUGAGUAUGCUACGGAUCCAAACAUGCUGCUUCCAUUUAUGACAAAUGGUAUGCUUGAUGAUGCCCUUGAAGCUGCCGUUUAUGCAGGAAAGCUUGACAAUGUGAUCUCAUUAAUUCAACAUGGUGCAAAACCGAGCAAUAUGUCUCUUCUUACUGCGUGCUGCUUUAACUUUGCAGGAAUUGUAAGAAUGCUUAUCGAUUAUGGUGUUAAAGCGGAUGACAUCGCAAUGCAAACUUGCAUUUACUGGAACUCCAUUCAGGCAAUGGAUGUUUUGAUUGAAAAAGGUGUUCCAGUCCUUCCAUUUGAUGUUCAUUAUGCAAUUUUGCAUAAUAAACCAAUCUCAUUAAGAAGACUUCUCAAAGAAAAGAUUGAUUUAGAAGCCGAAAUUGGUGGAACAUACGCCAUUCAUACUGCUGUUCGCCAUGGCCGUAUUGACUGCCUUAAUAUCUUAUUAGAAAAAGGCGCCAAGAUAAACGGUGCAGAUUCUCUCGGAUGUACACCACUUCACUGGGCUGCUCUUAGACGCAAAUCUCAAGCCAUGUCAAUUCUUCUUGAUCAUGGCGCGAUUGUCAAUAUUGAUGAUCCGAAAGUAUUCCUGCCACAAAUACUCGAACCAGAUAUCGGAUGGACUGCACUUCAUGUUUCAGUCGAAGGACCUGGUUAUGAUACGGUUCGAAUGUUACUUGAUAAUGGCGCCACCCAAAAUAAGAAAUGGGAUGGCCGUACACCACUUCACACAGCUUUGCUUGUCAAGAGAGAAGAUCUCAUUCCAUUACUUAUCCAGCAUGGUGCAGACCUAAAUGCAACAGAUGUUACUCACCAAACACCAGUCGAAUAUGCUUUAUCAUCAGGAAGAGAAUACAUGGCAGCUAUCAUCAGGAAAUGCGCAACAGCCGAUUAUGCAGCUGCAAACGCUGCUCAUGGCCAAUUCGCCACAACGAAUGCCACAGAAGAUGAACAAGUUGAAUACUACGAAGACACAGGAGGCAAGAGAAAGAAGAAGAGACCAUCAAAUGCUAUUACAGAAGAUCAAGUUGAAGACGAUAAAGCAGAUACCAUUUUACAAGAACUCAGGACUGGCGAACUUAUUACAGAAAUCAGCGCUGCUCCUGAAGAUGAUCAAGCUUUCAUGGCUCAGUUAGAAGAAAUGAAGAACGCUCAAGAAGGACAAACAACAGAAGUAUUCCAGAGAGAUGAACCAGAAGAUGAAAAGAAGAAGAAGAAGAUUGAAGAAGACGAAGACCUUGCAGAACUUCAGGCACAAAUGGGAUCUGAUUCUGGUGAUGAAGAUGUCGCAGCUCUUAUGGCUGAUCUCGAAAUCCAGGCAGCACAGAAUAUUGACGGAGAUGAUGAUGAAGAUAUGGACAAACUUAUGGCUGAUCUUGCAGCUGAUGUCGACGAUGACGAUGAUGAAGAUCUCGAUAAACUUAUGAGCCAAAUGGUAGACGACGAUGAUGAGUAA